Caenorhabditis remanei is the source of this 1359-nucleotide messenger RNA. RefSeq lists its product as uncharacterized. The transcript has 5 exons. The coding region runs from base 1 to 1359 and encodes 452 amino acids. NCBI's taxonomy places the organism in Eukaryota, Metazoa, Nematoda, Chromadorea, Rhabditida, Rhabditidae. The record is from RefSeq and is a predicted model, not a curated record.
AUGGUGCUGGAAAGAAAAAGACAAGGCGUCAUUUCGGGUUCGAUAACUUGGAAAAACAGAGAAUACAUUGAAAUCUUUGAUCGAGAUUACAAGUAUCUUUACGGAGAAGUCGAAGAUCUGUUUAUUGCAUAUGGCUCAUGGGUGGAAUAUGACAUUAUCGAUGCGUCUGUUGGGCACCCAAAAAACUGUUUCAAAGAAGCAAUUAACGUAAAUAUGGAUGUGAAGAAAUCGAACGCACCAACGACAGAUGAGUUUGGAAAAACAGAAAUGAAAGUUCGCGAUUUCAAUAAAGUCGAUUUUUUUCAAUAUAACACGGAAGGAGGUCAGCUGACGCACAAAUCAACUGUUCGCUGUAACAUUGCCACUGGCAACUACUUCAACGAGUAUUAUGGUGAUGUCAUUGAUGUUAUGCUGAAUUUGAUUCCAUCAGACAAAUAUUGUGGAAAUGGACCACAUUGGGAAGUCACGCACUUUAUCAACCAAGGAAAGAUGUACAGCAUCAAUGGAUACCUCUCAAUCCUUGGACUUGUGCUCCGCGGCCCUGGCGGCGUGGUUCGUAACCGUUCUGACGUAACGAUCCCACCAGACUCUCUUCGUCCUAUACGAAAUGAUCGAGAUCAACGAGUUGCAUCACCUGAAAGCAAUUGGGAAAAUUCAAUUACUACGAAUGUUCAGGAAAAAAAUAAAAAUACGAAUAUUGCAAUCAAAGAAAUCGAAGCUAACAAUGAUCAAUGGAAAACACAAUCGGCAUCUACUAACAGUUCUGCCGAACCUGUGAACAGUAUCAAACCUCGUGGAUUGGCUGGAUUUGGAGCUUUUGGAGCUUUUGGAGCGACAAAUCCAACAGUAGCAGCUCCGACAACUGAAAAACGGGAAAUGUGCGGCGUUCAGAAUUCUACAUCGCAAAAACCUCUCGUUGCAACAACUCAUUCCCGCCUAGUGGGAUUUGGAAGAUCUUCUGGGUCUUUUGGAGUGGCAGACAACCCGCAACGUUUUCCGCCUGAAUUCAGAGCAAAUUCUGGAUGUUUCGCCGCUUCAUCUGGAACUUUCGGAUCUGAAACACGAGUCAAAGCUCCCGUACAAGUGAUAAAUGAUGACGAUUUUGAGACUCCGGAAUUGGCUUCGGAUACUUCACGUAUUCAUACUUUCGAGAAAAUAGGCUCACAGGAAGAUCAGAAGAACACGAUCCCCGAUAAGACUUCAGCAGCGAAAAAACUAAAUGAGAAUGAUUUCGAUGAUGAUUGGGGAGAAGAGUCUGCAUCAACAAGAUCCCGUGUUCCACAAAGACAGAGCAACAUUCGACUUCCGCCACAAUCCAAAAAACCUGGUCUUUCCAAAUAUAGCAAUUCUAAUUUUUAA